CCUGUAUCCAUUCAGUCAUUAAUUCUGUGAAAGGAGCUGAAAGAGAAAAGUGCCAAUUACCUAUUAGAUCUGCGCAUGAAAAAAGCGAUUAAUAAAUAAAAGAGAUUUUGUCAGAAAUUCAAUGACCUGCGAAAGGAACUGGAACCGAGAGUUGUCAAUCACUUCUGAUUUUUGCUUAAUAACUAUCAGUUUCGAAUAGUAAACUCCCUUUCAUUGCCACUACAGCUUGCAGCAAACUUCGACUUACAGCAAAACUACACAGUGCAACGCAGGAAGCAUGAAAAAAAUGUUGUUUACAUUAAAAGCCUUUGCUUUUGCUCUCUUUAUCUCAACAUGUCAAGGUGGAGGGACCACGCCUAAUUUUGAUUCGAUUAUCACUGGUCGUUGCUUUGAUUUUCAACAGUUUAUAGAAAAAAGAGAUAUUGCUGAGUUAAAAGUUACUGUAAACUGUACAUUAAUGCUAAAUAGGCUGAAAAAAGCUUUCGCAUGGAAAAACCACCAAUGUCCUUCUAACGUCACACAAUCGGACUACGCACCUAUGUUUGACACCAUAAAGAAUCGCCAGAAGUUGGAGAAUAAGGUUCUUCUCUGGACUGGGACAAAAGAUGUUGCACACGAUUUUUCUCAUGUUAAUGAUAACUACGUCACGCUGGAAGACACAUUCGCUGGAUAUAUCGCAGAUGAAUUGACAUGGUGUGGAUGUUCAGCCUGCCUAAAAAGUGAUGGCAUCGAUUAUGAGACUUGCGAGACUUCAGAUAGAAAGUGUGAUCAAAGUACACCGUAUUGGAGCAUGGCGUCUAAAAGGUUUGCGGAAAAAGCUGCUGGAAAAGUUUAUGUUUUGCUGAAUGGAACGAAUGAAAGAAACCCUUACUCGCCCAGGAGUAUAUUCCGGACUGUGGAAUUACCAGCAAUGAAUGAAACAAGAACUGUCAAACAUUUAUCAGUUUUAAUCAUUUCUAGCUUCAACAGGACAAUCAGAACAACAUGUCAGAGUGAAGUCAUCGCCAGCCUUACUUCUGACGCAAAAUCAGCCGGCAUGAAAGUAACCUGCAAUGAUAACCCGAGGGCUGUCAAAUUUGUCCUCUGUGCAAAAUACCCACAUGCUGCAGAAUGCAAAGAAUCAAAUGUUGCAACGAAAGAUAUGUCAUCCAUAAUCUAUAUUAUUGCGCUAUUGUAUGCCAAUAUGAAGUUGUUCCAUUAAAACUAGUGCACAAAUCUUUGUAUUCCUGUGAACAUCGAGAAGCACACGACUUUUUAAUGAAUGAUUUUGCAGGAACAGUAAAAAUAAAAAGCAAAAAGAGCUAUGCAUUAUGAUGGAUGUUUCACACUGCACCAGUCAAUACAAAUGUUUUAGUUAGUUGUGAAUUCUUCGCGCUUAUUAAUUAGUCAGGGCUGGGGAACCAGGGCUGUGAACCUUAACUACCUACAACUUUUUCAGAGAUAGAUAGCUUCUAUAGUUAUCCAUUCUAACACGGUAAAAAUUUAUAAUUUGAAUAGCAUUUUAGCAAACCUUUUUUAACUCCAAAAACCGACCCUUAGCGACCCUCACCAAGGUGGAGCUCCUUAAUCACUAUAUUAGCCCCUCCACUUUUAAAACCUGUUCGUCAGCCCUGAAAUUGGAUUAAUUUGUGGCCGAAUUUCUGUAGACUUGUGAUUUCUUGUUUGUUUGAGUUUAAAAACAUAUUUUUUCACCUUUUGCUAAAGAUGUCAGUAAUAAAGCUCAUCUGUUGUUAUUCCUGUGUUCCAGAAGAAAUACGGGGGAAGUAUUUUUAUUAAUUCACACAACGUAAUUCGGGCUCGAUCCCAGUGCGUGUAUUAUAACAAAGGUAAGAACAAGCCAGGAAAGUAACGUUACAGGCUGUAGCAGCAAAUUAAUUUUUUUGGAGGGGGUGUGGGGGAGGUAGAGAUUGUCAGGAUGAAAAUUUUGAUAAUCCGCUGUUAGAUGGGUAAAGACUCUCCCAUAUUUACCAUGGUUGACAAAAAAUUGAAUGGUUUAGACGGGUGCCCCCCACACAAGCCCCUAAAGGAUUAGACGAAGGUCCUGCUUUAAUUUGUUUUUUGCAGGUAAUUCGUUCAAUGGCAAUACAGUCAGAAAAAUAUUUAGUCGCUUGCAAAUAAUUAGCAAGUCUUCCCCGACAUUACAUCUUGUUUUUGUAUCAAUCGCAUAGGGGUAAAGAAACUAAAAUUAAAUAGGAACUAACAAAAAAGCUAACUAAGUUGGAAAAAUCACACGAUUGACUUUCAUGCACGCAGCAGGAUUGUAUGCAAUUGUAUGUAAUGACAAAGAAAGUAGUACUACAAAUAGAAGGUUAAAAUCCGAGAUCAUGCCCAUAUCGACUGAAAUAGCAGUUAUAUAGCAGUUAGAAAAGUAUUUUCUAAUCAAGUCUAGAACGAAAAGAGUACAGGGUUGUUUCUGGGGCCUUACUUCUUUUUUUGAUAUCGGAGAAAAGUGGUUAUCAAAAAAGCGAAAAGAGAACCGGGAAAUAAGGUUUAUAUAUCAUUAUAUUUGACCUCGGAGGAUAAAAAUAGAGUCCUAUUAGGUUUGACAUUUACUGUAUUGUGUUUUGAUGUAAUUUGCUAGCAACAGAGCACGUUUUAUUCAUCUUAAACCAAAGUGUAUUUACUGGACUAAAUUUUGUCGAAAUCGAAGCAGUUAGACCAAUUUUGAGACUAAAAAAACGCAUUACAUUGGCAAAAAAUUAGCCCUUUAGAUGUCACCAUUAUGUUAAGCCUGCUUCUUUUGUUUAUGUUUUGGCAAAUUUUAAUGGACGAAAAAGAAAAUAAAGCUCACCAGGCUGCUCGUCAUAACCGAAAACACCAAAGACACAUGUUACAAAAAAACGAAACUCGUGCAAAAAGAGGUAUAUAAUUAAAGCGAGGCAAGAAUUAUUUAACCAUGACUGCAAGAGCCUGUUUUACUACUCUCCUCCACAACUAUUUUGCUGAACUACCUAUUUGGUUUUGCCGUUAUAACAGCACCCCCUGAAUAAUGUUACACAUGUUCUUGAACAAAAAUGUUUCGUCAUGUAAACAACGAAGUAAACAACAACAGAUGGAGCAUGGAAUUAUUAUUUAAGUCGCCUGCUUAUAAUUCUGGAUUUAUUGUACAGCAGGAAAGGAGAGAUCGCGAGGUAGAUAUAGAAGCCACUAUGAAUUCUUUUAUCUCAAAGCUGAUUGGUAUCUUACUGCUGUUCGUAUUAACAGUAACAGCAUACAAACCUUGUUGGAGAGAUUGUGAUGGCACCUACCUACAGUGUGGUCAGGUAGCUCCAGAUUCGUUUACCGGCGUCGCUGUUUGUAUACAAAGUUUCAAUGAAUGCCGAGCGAACUGUAGAAAACGCGAAGCGGAAAAAAGAAGUGUUUUUCGAAGAUUUCAAACUUUUAGAAGACAGGCAGACGAUUUGGAUGAUUUUAAUUGAGAUGUGAUACUUUACAGAACAAUUUUACAAGAUUGUUAAAAUAAAUAACAAAAUAAUAAAUAUAUAGAACGAAAUAAUAAGCUAUUAGAGAGAAA
Molecule: messenger RNA, 3514 nt
Organism: Hydractinia symbiolongicarpus
Lineage: Eukaryota; Metazoa; Cnidaria; Hydrozoa; Anthoathecata; Hydractiniidae
Product: ADP-ribosyl cyclase/cyclic ADP-ribose hydrolase-like
Exons: 10
Coding region: 278-1201 (307 amino acids)
Biological process (GO): positive regulation of B cell proliferation
Cellular component (GO): plasma membrane
Molecular function (GO): phosphorus-oxygen lyase activity; NAD+ nucleosidase activity
Source: RefSeq, a predicted model, not a curated record